AUGGCCGGCGAUGUGCAGGUCUCCCAGCCGAAGAUGUUGCAGGCGCAGCUCAAGGAGUAUCAGCUCAAAGGUCUCAACUGGCUGGUCAACCUUUACGAGCAAGGUAUCAACGGUAUACUGGCAGACGAGAUGGGUCUCGGCAAGACCGUGCAAUCUAUUUCGGUCAUGGGCUACCUGGCCGAGCAGCAUAACAUUUGGGGACCGUUCUUGGUCAUCGCGCCAGCCUCAACACUCCACAACUGGCAGCAAGAAAUAACCAGGUUUGUGCCAGCCAUCAAGGUUCUCCCAUAUUGGGGCAGUGCAAAGGAUCGAAAGAUCCUGCGGAAGUUUUGGGAUCGGAAGCACAUCACGUACACGAAAGACUCCGAGUUCCACGUUCUCGUUACUUCAUAUCAACUUGUCGUUCAGGACGCUCAGUACUUCCAGAAGAUCCGAUGGCAGUACAUGAUUCUAGACGAGGCACAGGCCAUCAAGUCUUCGAGCAGUUCGAGAUGGAAGACUCUUCUCGCGUUCCAGUGCCGAAACCGACUUUUGCUGACCGGCACGCCCAUCCAGAAUAACAUGCAGGAGUUGUGGGCUCUGCUCCACUUUAUCAUGCCCACGCUGUUUGACUCACACGACGAGUUCAGCGACUGGUUUUCCAAGGAUAUCGAAAGUCACGCGCAGAGUAACACCAAAUUAAACCAAGAUCAACUCAAGCGGUUGCAUAUGAUUCUCAAGCCGUUCAUGUUGCGACGUGUCAAGGCCCACGUGCAGAAAGAACUGGGCGACAAGGUUGAGAAGGAUGUUUUCUGCGAGCUCACCUACCGACAACGGGCGUACUACUCGAAUCUACGCAGCAAGAUCAGCAUCAUGGACCUUAUCGAGAAAGCAGCGCUGGGCGGUGACGAGGACACGGCCACGCUCAUGAACUUGGUCAUGCAGUUCCGAAAAGUGUGCAAUCAUCCGGAUUUGUUUGAACGAGCAGACACGACUUCCCCCUUCUCCAUGUCGUAUUACGCCGAGACUGCCUCGUUCGUACGAGAGGGCUCCUUCGUGCAGGUUGGCUAUUCCGUUCGCAAUCAGAUCCAAUAUGAUCUGCCUCGAGUGCUAUGCAAUGAUGUUGGGAGAAUAGAUAUCGCUGGGCCCAGCAAUCCGUACGCCGGCUUUCGACGCGCUGGCUUCAAGGCGACGGGACUUGGGGGCCUGUUGCGGAUCUGGACUCCUGAGCACAUCAAACGCUCGGCCGAGGAGGACGGGGCUUUCUCAUUCCUACGUUUCGUUGAUGCCUCGGUUGGCGAAGCCUCGUUUAAUGGCGAGUCGGGACUUUUCGAGCGGGCCAUCAAGCUCAAGAAACAGCAGCGACGGGGCUUACACAUUUUCCAAGAUUCUGAAGAUGGACCGGACCGGCCGCCAGCACAUGCCAUGCUCAACAUCGUGGAGAACGAGCCCCGCCGUGCACUGAUGGAACUGGAUCCCAACUCGCCCCUCGCGAGACUUUGCAAUAUCUCUCGGGAGAGCCUGGCGGAACAUGGGGUUUCGGUGCUAGAGCCAGCGGCCCGACCGAAAGCGCUAGCUCCACCGAUCGAGAUCAGUUGCUUCGAUCAGUCCUCGGUCACUGAGCGACAGUUGACUCUCUUCAACAUGGAUGUCCGCAGCACGCUCUUCCCGCUCGAGGAGUCGCUCGAGGAGAAGUUGCUUGAGCGCGACGUGGAUCCGGCCAAUUUCCCGCUCUCCAACAUGUUACCCGCCCCAGAGUCUGCAAAGGCCAGGUACACCAACAUCUCAGUACCUUCGAUGCGCCGAUUCGUGACGGAUUCGGGCAAGCUCGCGAAGCUGGAUCAACUGCUCCGAGAACUCAAGAUGGGUGGCCACCGUGUGCUCUUGUACUUCCAGAUGACGCGUAUGAUAGACUUGAUGGAAGAAUACCUCACGUACCGCAACUACAAGUACUGUCGUCUGGACGGAAGCACCAAAUUGGAAGACCGGCGGGACACGGUGCACGACUUCCAAACGCGACCCGAGAUCUUCAUCUUCCUGCUGUCGACCCGUGCCGGUGGUCUCGGUAUCAAUUUGACGUCUGCCGACACCGUCAUCUUCUACGACUCGGAUUGGAAUCCCACGAUCGAUUCGCAAGCCAUGGACCGAGCUCACAGACUGGGUCAAACCAAACAGGUGACUGUGUAUCGACUCAUCACGCGCGGCACCAUCGAAGAACGCAUCCGCAAGCGAGCGAUGCAGAAAGAAGAAGUCCAACGUGUCGUCAUCACAGGCGGAGACGGGGCGGGUGUGGACUUCAAUACCCGCGAUCGGCGUGAGAACCGGACCAAGGAUAUUGCCAUGUGGCUCGCGGACGACGACCAAGCGGCACUUAUUGAGCAGAAGGAAAAGGAGAUUGCCGAGAAGCCUGAUGAUGAGAACACGAAGAAGAGAAGCAAGAAGGCCGCAGCCGCUGCAGCCCGACAGAAGCGCAAGGGCGAAAUGAGUUUGGAUGACAUGUAUCAUGAAGGCGAAGGACAUUUUGAAGAUGCUUCAGCGAAACCGUCCGGGGCCGCGACGCCAGUCAGCUCUGCAGAGGCAGCUGGACCGAAACGUGGGCCUCGUGGCGGACGAGGUGUGAGCAAGAAGGCCAAAACGGCCAAACAAAGACUUGCCAUUGUUGAUGCCGAGGGAGAUCUCGGCAUGAGUGGGACAUGA
This is a messenger RNA of Fonsecaea erecta, 2676 nucleotides long. Its product is annotated as adenosinetriphosphatase. Gene Ontology annotation, cellular component: Ino80 complex; nucleus. The coding region runs from base 1 to 2676 and encodes 891 amino acids. Gene Ontology annotation, biological process: chromatin remodeling; DNA-templated transcription; DNA repair. Lineage: Eukaryota; Fungi; Ascomycota; Eurotiomycetes; Chaetothyriales; Herpotrichiellaceae. The record is from RefSeq and is a predicted model, not a curated record. The transcript is spliced from 2 exons. Gene Ontology annotation, molecular function: ATP-dependent chromatin remodeler activity; ATP binding; ATP hydrolysis activity.